Molecule: messenger RNA, 3039 nt
Organism: Cynoglossus semilaevis (tongue sole)
Lineage: Eukaryota; Metazoa; Chordata; Actinopteri; Pleuronectiformes; Cynoglossidae
Gene: bsdc1
Product: BSD domain containing 1
Exons: 11
Coding region: 93-1382 (429 amino acids)
Cellular component (GO): cytoplasm
Source: RefSeq, a predicted model, not a curated record
CAGAUGUCGUGACGAUGUGACCACGUGUGUACAUUUGAGAGCCACGCAGCGGGUGAAGGUUCAGUAAAUACUGAUGAUGUCAUCGUGCGAAGAUGGCGGAAGGAGAAAGCUGGUGGGGAGGCUGGAUUCAGCAGAGCUACCAGGCCGUCAAAGAAAAGUCGUCUGAGGCCAUAGAAUUUAUAAAGCGAGACCUGACUGAGUUCUCCAAUGUGGUGCAGCAUGACACCGCCUGCUCCAUCGUGGCGACAGCCACCGCUGUCAGGAACAAACUUGCCGUGGAAGGCUCCUCGGAUACGACGGAGAAGGUGAAGAAGAGCCUGUCUAGCUUUUUGGGAGUCAUAACAGACACGUUGGCUCCGCCUCCUGAUAAAACCAUUGACUGUGAUGUCAUCACGUUGGUGGCCACACCUGCAGGAACCACGGAGGUUUACGACAGUUGUAAGGCACGGUUGUACAGUUUACAGGCUGAUCCUGCAACGUACUGCAAUGAGCCCGACGGACCGACGGAGCAGUUUGACUUCUGGAUGUCCAGCUUCAGUUUGGAAGAUAAAAAAGGAGAAAUCUCUGAACUUCUGGUCAACAGCCCCUCUAUACGAGCCCUUUACACCAAAAUGGUUCCAGCUGCUGUCUCCCACUCUGAGUUCUGGCAACGAUAUUUCUACAAAGUCUUCCAGUUGGACCAGGAGGAGGCCCGAAGAUUAGCUCUGAAGCAGAGAGCAGAACUGUUGCACACAGAGACUCUUGGUUGGGAAGAGGAAGAGGAAGACGACUUCCUCGGUGCGUCUUCAUCGUCUCAGUUCAACGUGACCCCGCCCUCGGACAACACUUCCACACGCCCACCAAUGAGCGCCACAACAGAAACGUCUCUGCUGACUCCCGUCCUGUCUCCAGGCGAAGAGCGUGAUGCCACGCUGUCGGUUAGCAGCGAUAGCGUUAGCCUGCCAACCCAGGUGGAUAUGCAGCCGCAGCCCGCCGUCACUGAGCUGGCCAAUCAGUUUACAGCAGCGAGUUUGGAGGAGGAGUCCGACAAAGCAACACAGGCAGAGCAGAAGUCCGGAAAGUCUGACCUGACCCCUGACCUUGAAGUGACUGCAGUUAGCCCGACGGAGCCCUCUGCUGAUAAGGCCCCGGUGAGACCCUCCGCUCCUAAACCAACGGCAGCAAAAGAAGACGGACCACAGGACCUGAGGGUGUUUGAGCUGAACUCUGACAGCGGGAAGUCGACUCCGUCCAACAAUGGCAAAAAGGGGUCCAGCACGGACGUCAGUGAGGACUGGGAGAAGGACUUUGACCUGGACAUGACAGAAGAAGAAGUCCAGAUGGCGCUGUCAAAAAUAGAAGACUCUGGAGAGCUGGACGAGGACUGGGAGAACUGGGACUGAAGUCUCCGCAGCACCGACCCUGUCCCGUCAUCAAAGCUUGUCCUCAGCUGAUGAACUACGCUUAACGUGUUUUAACUCUUUGUCCGCACUGUCACCAUGUCAUGAUUGUGGGGAGGGGGAUUGUUCUGGUGGGUUUGGACCAUAAUGGGAACCUGCUGUAAAGAGGCCACGGCAGCAGGAAGUCGGAUGUUGGGCCAGGACUCUGGUCGCGGCUAGUUCUCAGAGUAACAUAGAGCUUAUGACACUAGUUAACAACGGAGCGUGUCAUUCUUCAGGCCUUCACCCUGACCAGUCAGAAUCUGGAAGGUUCCACAGCAGCGGGGGUGCAGCUGUUUUUUUUUUUUUUAACUGCCAUCAAAUGCAUCAUACGUGUUGCAGGUGAGUCUGAUGAAGAUUCCACGACGGCUGCACCGUAGCCAUAAACUCUAAUGUGCUGCUUCUACUUUUUUUUUUAGCUUUCUUGUCUUUUUUAAAUGAUGGUGAGUGAUUCCUGUCAUUUUUCUCCAAACUUUUUUUUCUUUAGUCUUUAGUUCACAAAUGUCCCACAGUCCUUACUGUUGAAAGUUGUUCAUACGUUAAUGAUACAAAUCAACGCCUGUUUUUUUUCUUCUCUGUCGUGUCGUUUUAAUCCCGGUGCAGGAUUUUUUUUCCCCCAGACUUCAAAUAUUUGACGUCUGUAGUUUAGAGUUGAAUUUUGUCUCUGUAAAAUAUCUCCACCUUUGAACUGGAAAUUGUUUUUUCUGUCAGGUACACAACAUCAUGUUUGGAUGUUGGCUGUAGUUCAGCGGUCACUUUGCCACUUAGACGGACGGGCAGUGUGAGCACGCUCCACGCUUUGAUCAUUUUCCUCCUCUGUUGUCUGCGAUGUAGCUGAAAAGAUAAAAAAGCUAACGCUAAAGGAGUGUAAUAUUUAUACUAAAAUAAAUAAAUGCUUAGUUAUUGUAGAUGCGUCGGGUUGCAUGUCUGUGCAGCAACACCAUCCAGGCCUGUGUGCAGACCGAGUCGUGUGCAGGAUUUCUGUUCUAUGUGUUGCAUGUCUAUACUUUUUCCUGCUGUUCGUCCUGGUCACAGCCACGCUUUUAUCACUUCUGUUAAAAAUGAUUAUAACAAGUUUUUUUGUUUUUUUUUUUAAAGAAAAGAUCAUUAUUAAAGGAUUCAUGGCUAAAGAGGAAAAAUGUUGGCGUGUGUCUGCGGCAGGUUACACCCUGACACGUUGUUGACAGCAGCACCGGGUGUUUAAAUAACCAUGGGAGACGAUCACCCCUCCUGAGGUAAGACCUGAUUAGGUGGUGGCGGUGAAAUAUAUGGUGAAACAACAAAGUAAAACAAAACACGUUUUAAGUUGCAACAUCGUGAUUGUGUGCUGUGGACAGUUAUGUUAUCUUCCAGUAGAUGGCAGCAGAUGGCUGUAAGAACAAAAAAAGCUGUUGAAGCUCUAUCAAUUCCUGUGAGCAUAUCAGCGUUGUGUUCAACUAAAGUAGUCGUGCAGGAAAGCGUCUCAGCCGGAAAUGGAAUAAAAUCAGAAAAAAAAUUUAAUAUAAAAAUAUAGGCAUUUCAUAUUUAACAUUUAAGGACUAGAGCACUGGAAUUUGACACCCAAAAACCCCAACAUUUAGAAAUAUGUGCAAUUACAUAAUAAAAUAUACAUGUAUAAAUA